Molecule: messenger RNA, 2346 nt
Organism: Phialemonium atrogriseum
Lineage: Eukaryota; Fungi; Ascomycota; Sordariomycetes; Cephalothecales; Cephalothecaceae
Product: Six-hairpin glycosidase-like protein
Exons: 1
Coding region: 1-2346 (781 amino acids)
Biological process (GO): carbohydrate metabolic process
Molecular function (GO): alpha-L-fucosidase activity
Source: RefSeq, a predicted model, not a curated record
AUGGCGGAACAUAUCCUCUUCUACGACAAGCCCGCCAACCUAUGGGAGGAUGCCCUGCCCAUCGGAAACGGCAGGCUGGGUGCCAUGGUGCGCGGCACCACCAACGUCGAGCGCCUAUGGAUCAACGAAGACUCAGUCUGGUACGGUGGGCCUCAAAAGCGCGACAACCCUGCAGCGCUGGCCAGCCUUCCCAAAAUCCGCGAGCUCAUCGAUCAGAACCGAAUCGCCGAGGCCGAACACAUGAUCACCCGGACCUUCACCGGCAUGCCCGAGUCCCUGCGGCACUACGAGCCCAUGGGCGACGUGUUUCUGACCUUCGGUCACGGCACUGAUCCCCCAGGGAAUUACUGCCGCACCAGCGGCAUCGCCGCCUUCGAGAACCAGUUCACUGGAAACGCGAGCAAGGGGCCCCAGGGGUACCGUCGCGAGCUUGAUCUACGCACCGGCGUGGCGAGUGUUGGGUAUUCGUAUGAAGGUGCCCGAUACUCGCGACAGGUGUUCUCUAGUACGACCGACGAGGUUGUUUGUGCCAGCAUCUCUUCCGAUAACGAGAUCAAGUUCUGUAUCUCGCUCAAUCGUGGCGACCACCCCGAGUGGGAUCGGCGGAUCAACAAAACCUUUGAUUCGCUCGAGUCGAUCGAAGGCGGGCACUUGCUCUGUGGCCAAGCCGGCGGUAAAGGUGCCGUUGCGUUUGCCAUGGGAGUGCGAGUGAUCAUCGAGGGGGGAGCGGGCACAGUUGAUAGCAAUGGCUCUACUAUCGAAGUCGUUGCCCGGGGAAGGGUCAUCGUCCUGGUUUCUGGCGAGACGACCUUCCGAAAUCAAGACGCUGCCCAAGCAGUGAAGGCUAGGCUUGAUGCUGCGGCGACCAAAUCGUGGUCUGACCUGCUGUCUGCGCAUGUCAAGCGCUUCUCACAUCUAUAUGAGCGAGUCGAACUCAAGCUUCCGGGGAGUCGAAGCCAGAUGGAGACCCCAACCGAUCAGAGACGGGCCAAGGUCCAGGAGGGGGCUAUCGAUAACGGCAUGACGGCGCUGCUCUUCCAUUAUGGCCGGUACCUGCUCAUCAGUUCCUCACUCUCCGGUCUCCCUGCGAACCUGCAGGGUAUCUGGAACGGCGACUUCAUGCCAGUAUGGGGUUCCAAGUACACCAUCAACAUCAACAUCCAAAUGAACUACUGGCCUGCCGAAGUCACCAACCUCCCCGAGUGCCACAAUGCCUUGUUCGAGUUGCUCGAACAGCUUGCCGAGAGAGGGGCUAAGACGGCCCGAGACAUGUACGGAUGCCGCGGGUGGGUGGUCCAUCACAACACCGACCUGUGGGCCGACACAGCACCGCAGGACUCGAAUAUCUGCGCCACGUACUGGAACCUCGCCGGAGCGUGGUUCUGCACACACCUUUGGGAGCACUACCUCUUCGGCCGGGACGUUGACUUCCUCCGCCGCAUCUUCCCAAUCAUGCAGGGCUCGGCCCUCUUCUUCCAAGACUUCCUCAUCGAGCGCGACGGCAAGCUCAUCACCUCGCCCAGCUCGUCGGCCGAGAACUCGUACCACAUCCCCGGGAGCCCGGACAGAGUGGGCUCCAUCUGUGCCGGCCCGGCCUGGGACGCCCAGAUCCUGACGGAGCUCUUCUCCGCCUGCGUCGAGGCGAGCACGGUGCUCGGGCUGCCGACUGCCGAGUUCGAGGCCGUGCUCGCCAGGUUGCCGCGGCCGCAGGUCGGCAAGCACGGACAGAUCAUGGAGUGGAAGGACGACGUCGACGAGGUCGAGAUCGGCCACCGCCACAUCUCGCACCUGUGGGGCCUCUUCCCCGGCAAGAGCAUCCGCGGCCCCGAGCUGCAUGCCGCCGCGACGCGGACGCUCGAGCGCAGGCUGUCGGGUGGGGGCGGCCAUACGGGCUGGAGCUUGGCGUGGAUCUUGUGUCUGUAUGCGCGGUUGGGCGAUGCGCAGGCGGCGCAGGAGGGGGUGCAGAAGAUGUGCAGCGAAGCGGUGCUGGAUAGCCUGUUGGCGAAUCACCCGCCGUUCCAGAUCGACGGGAACUUCGGGUUCACGGCUGCUGUGUCCGAGAUGCUGCUGCAGAGCCACGACGGGGAUUACAUCGACUUGCUUCCGUGCUUGUUGCCGUGCUGGGAAGAGGAGGGAAGCAUAAAGGGACUGAGGGCACGGGGGGGUGUCGAUGUUGAGUUGCUAAGUUGGAAGGAUGGAAAACUGCUGGAGGUUAUCGUCUCGUCCAAGAUACCUCAGACUAGAAUCUUCCGCAUCGCCCCUGAGCGUCUGGUAUCUGGCAAGGGUGUGGUCAGCGUGGAACUUGUGCCAGGAUCUCCGACGAAGUUGUCCGAGUCGUGGGCUUAG